Messenger RNA from Strigops habroptila (Kakapo), 762 nucleotides. RefSeq names its product SUN domain-containing protein 2-like. The transcript is spliced from 8 exons. NCBI's taxonomy places the organism in Eukaryota, Metazoa, Chordata, Aves, Psittaciformes, Psittacidae. Gene Ontology annotation, biological process: nuclear envelope organization. Gene Ontology annotation, cellular component: nuclear envelope; meiotic nuclear membrane microtubule tethering complex. The coding region runs from base 1 to 762 and encodes 253 amino acids. Gene Ontology annotation, molecular function: protein-membrane adaptor activity. The record is from RefSeq and is a predicted model, not a curated record.
AUGGUCUUCCUGCAGAGGUGCCUUAGCUCAGGAAUCUCCACCAUGAAAGAGUUCAUCACCUUGAAAAAGGAGAGGCUCUUCACAAUCCUCUUCUUGAUGAGCCUAGGGGCUUUCGUUGGUGCCUUCUGUGGGUCCUCCAUGCUGAUGUGGAUGCUGUGGACAUCGGAUGUGCCACAGGAAGUUCAGCAAAUGAGAGAAGCAAUUUCUGCAGUCACACAGGCAUCUGGCUGGGCUCUGAAAAACACAGGGACUGCCAUCAACCUGCAGAGAUCAUCCAGCAGCUCUGCAUGGCUCUGCAGCGUGUUCUGGUUCCUGUGUGCUCCACCCAUUCUGGAUACCUUUGUGCAGCCCGAUUCUUCCCCGGGAUACUGCUGGCCUUUCCAAGGGUCUCAGAGUGAGGUGCUAAUCCGGUUGCCUGCAAAAAUACGACCAGCGGCCAUCACCGUACAGCACACCUUAAAGAUAGACGCUCCGCUGAGGACUGUCAGCAGUGCUCCGCGAGAUUUCACCGUCUCUGGACUGGAUGAAGGCGGCAAAGACGAAACUCUGCUUGGAACAUUCACUUAUGCUGCGCAGGAAGAGCCAGUCCAGACCUUCCCUUUGCAGGAUGAGAUGAGAGACUUUAGGUUUUUGAAGCUUGUCGUACAGAGCAACUGGGGAAAACCAGGAUACACUUGUAUUUAUCGAGUGCAGGUGCACGGGAAGAUGGAUGGAACCAGUGCCAUCAGGCAGAUUCCAGGUGUAAGGAACUUGCUUCAAUAA